AUGCAGGCGAUUGCAAUUCCUGGCUAUCGCGGGCACAUAGCCGGAAAGGUUUCCGAGAACCUCCAUGGAGGCACGUUUGGGUCCGAGAAUCACCUGGCGACGCAGUCUCUACCUCUAAGGUCUAUGCGCAGGACAUGGUCGGAGCCCUUCCGAGUGGCGAACCACGAUCCCGCGCUGGGGACUGGCAAGGGCCUGGAGGUGCCAUCGCGAAUUCCAGGCUACGCCGGGACAAUUCCGGGCAAGCUGUCUGAGAUAGUGCAUGGUAUGCGCUUCGCAGAAGCGAGCGAGUCGGCGCAGGCGCUUCGGACCCACAAUCCGCAGGUGACCAGCGAUGGCUGGCUGAAGCGCGGGGUUUGGCCAGUAGACCGGAUGCACACGUACCAGUGGAAUAACCGCUUCGUACAGACCGGUGGCCAGGCCCUGUUCUCGCCGGCACAAGAUCUCGAGAGCCUCGAUCAAGUGGCUCAGGGUGCUUCUGACCUUGUGAGAGUCACCAUGCCAGCAGGAUUUCCUCGCAGACUGAUAGCCAUGUUUCACGCACCAUCUCCUCCAACUGCCGGUGGCUGGAGACAGCCAGGACACCCACCACCGAGCCCGUGGCCAGGGCAUGCAGGGCCUGGCGGCGCCGACGCCUGGGAUAGGAGGUUUGCACCACGACCACCUCCGAGCUGGAAGGCGCAUCACCAUCAUCAUCAUCAAGAUGGCGGUCUACCGUAUGGAGACCCAACAAGUCACUAUAAUGUAGAUGCGGAGGUGGGGCACAAGCUGCGAGAAGCAAUGCAAGAAGCUGCGGUACAGUAUGGCAGGCAGGCGCUUCAUACCGGGGCAAACCUCGCCAAGAAGGCGGCAGUAGCCAUCUAUGUGCAUGCGGAGGCCAGCGCGUGGACUGUGAAGGGCAUCGCCUUCACCGUCGCCGUCGCAAUGUUUGUGGUGUCCCUGCUCUCAAUCUUCAACGUCUUCUACGCAAUGGCACACCCGUUGUACUACGUCCUUGCCACGUACGACGUUUUCUUUGCCUUGAUCAUCGUCAUCAUGGAGGGCCCCUCCGAGAUGCAGUGCCAGCAUUGCGGCCUGUGGAACAAGCUACAGCACGGACUGUUUGGCUGGGCCGCAUUUCUGGCUUCGCGCACAGGCCGCGCUUUGUUUUACUUCUUCGUCGGGACGCUCAACAUGUUCAUGAUGCCGCAUGACUGGCUGUGGACGAUGAUCUACUUCGGACUGGGUGCAGGCUUGAGCUUUGUCGGCCUCUUAUCCCUCUUGGACCGAUACGGCUGCACGCGGAUUUGUUGCCCGGGCAUGCGCAACCACGUCAGUGGAGACCUGCACGAGAUGGACUUUGGUCGGUCCGACGACGACUCUCCUCCUCGAGGAGGCCCGCCUCGAGCGAUUGCAAACUACCCGCAUUACCCCAACUAUCCGGGCAGACUUCUCAGCAGAUGUGCGGCAGCCAUCAGCAUAUGCAAGAAGGGAUGUGACACCUUGAUCGGAGGAGAUGGAGCUAAGGAGAUGAUCUGGCAUGGGGCCACUGCCACAAGCUGCUGUGGACUCUGGGCCGAGGAUGAGCAAGAAGAUGGGCACCACGUUCGGCCUGCACCCGCCGCAGCCCAAUCCGCACAAACCUGGCCGGGCGACCGGUACAUUCACUCCAAGUUCGAGAAGAACAAGGAGGCGCGGCUGGACCCCUCCAAGGUGCCGGCAGCCGGGGCGUGGCCGACUGAGAACUGCUACAAGCAGAGAGUUCCACGGGCAUGUGCCUGCGUGCGCGAGGAUCUCUAA
Messenger RNA from Symbiodinium necroappetens, 1776 nucleotides. NCBI's taxonomy places the organism in Eukaryota, Dinophyceae, Suessiales, Symbiodiniaceae. The record is from the annotation of a GenBank genome assembly.